AUGGUGUACUUGAAGCACCGGGACCGGCUUCGACAAGCACAGGGAGAUUUGUAUCGAGCCCCGGUACUCAAGACAGGGGCGCAAGGAGUGAAGAUGCUUCUGGAUGCGCAUUUCACGUCGCAGUCCUCGUGUUUGAAGGACUUGGACUUGAGCAUCUUGGAACGCAUCGCGGAUUUCGGAUUCUCCCAGGGUCCUGCUGUGGGAUUUCUGGCCAAUUGGCGGCGGGCGCCAAAGCCGGUGGCGGCCGCCAGCGACCGACCGGGUAUCAGGUUUAUGGCCAGAAAGCGACCUCUGCUGCCCUUCGAAGUCGCCGCCGGGGACUGGGACUGCGUCACAGUGUCCAGGAGCUGUGCUCGGGUGGUCUGCCACGACGGGCGGCUACACCGCACGGGAAGGCGCCUCGAGAUGUUGCACAAGAAGUUCGUAUUGGAUCAGGCGUAUGACUCCUCAGUCUCGGACAGUGAGUUCUACGAAGACGCGGUGAAGCCUCUGGUGACUUCCCUGAAGGAAGAGGAGGCCGCCACCAUCAUCUGCUAUGGCCAGACGGGCACCGGCAAGACGCACACGUUCAAUGCCUGCUGGAAACGCCUUGGGGCUGACCUGGCCGGGCGGAGCAUUGCAGUGACCUUCUUCGAGAUCCAUGGAAAGAAAUGUUACGAUUUGCUGCAGCAGAGGAAGGAGGUGACGCUGAGAUCGGAUGCCGAGGAACGCGUGCACGUCAGGGGCGCCUUGACGCUCUCCGCGGACGCCGCUGCGCUGCCGUCGCUGCUGGAAGAAGCGCUGCGCCUGCGGCGCUCCGAAGCCACGGAGCGGAACCCGCUGAGCUCCCGAAGUCAU
Cladocopium goreaui is the source of this 837-nucleotide messenger RNA. Lineage: Eukaryota; Dinophyceae; Suessiales; Symbiodiniaceae. The record is from the annotation of a GenBank genome assembly.